Messenger RNA from Anguilla anguilla (European eel), 4649 nucleotides. RefSeq lists its product as uncharacterized. The coding region runs from base 1519 to 3420 and encodes 633 amino acids. Lineage: Eukaryota; Metazoa; Chordata; Actinopteri; Anguilliformes; Anguillidae. The record is from RefSeq and is a predicted model, not a curated record. The transcript has 2 exons.
GUAAUCCAAUAACUCUAUAUCAGUAGUUGCAGCAAAGCUUAUGGAAACGCAAGAAACCACAGUAUCCACUGUAGAAAAAAGGCAAACGCAGAAGGCUUAAAAAAACCAUACUUACUCAGCAGAAAAUUAGUGCCAAAUAGAUAUGCUAGAAAACUAAUACUUUACAGUGACCCAUGUGUAACCUGAAUAAAGUAAAAAAGGUACAGGAGGCUAUAACUCUGUGAACUUGUAUGUAUAAUGGAAAAAUACAGAAAGCAAUGACGUGUAUGCACAGUGAAAAAGUACAGAGUAAGGGAAAAUUGGAAAAAUACAGACAGCAAUGACGUGGUGUAUGCGUAAGUGGGAAAGUACAAAGUAAGGAAAAAUUGGAGUACCUGUCCACUGAUGAAGAUUAAUUAAGAACAUCAAUAGACUAAUUCAAGACAUCAAUAGAACUAAAAAUCAGUUUUGGGGCACCUGUCCACUAUGAUAAGAAUAGUAAGAACAUCAUAAGGACCGAAAAUCAUCUUUAUGCCAAAAAGGUCAAGUUGACCCACGAACAGGAAAGUGAAACUCCUUGCUGUGCCAGAAAAGACCAGAGGGCUGAUAUUUUUAGAAAUGUGUUAAAGGGGGGUUGUGGGCACAAAUUGUGUAUAAAAUGUAUGCAAAACUGACAAUCGAGGUUCAAUUCCCCUGAAUUGAUCCGGCUUUGUGCACCUGUGCAAUAAAGUCUAAACUUUCUGAAGAGCUUGCUGCUGUUGUGUCUUUUCCCUCCUGAAAUUGUUUUCUACAGAUUGGCGAUUGGCGUGGAACUCUGUCGUUUCCUAGACACGACAUUUGGGGGCUCGUCCGGGAUACGAAAAAGGUACCAUCCUUUCGUAAAACCAACCCGGACACUAACACCGAAAAUUGAGUGAAAGAAAAGCAGCGAGCUCUUCAGAAACGUGCGCUACGAACCGUGAGUGAAUUGAGUGUGGUAUAAGAACAGGACAAUAUAUGUUUUUUUUGUUUGUUGCAAAAUGUGCUGAAACUAGGAUAAGUGUUUAAAUGCAUUGUGGCUGCUGAAGGUUUUCGCUGUUGCUGUUGUUUGUUGCAAAGUGUACUGGAACUAGGAAUAAUAUUUGAAUAUAUUUUUGCUGCUGAAGGUUUACACUGUUGCUGUUGUUUUAAAAAGAGGUACCAGAGACUUGGGAGGAGAGAAACCCAAGAAAAGCCACCUGCAAGAGCUCUGGUAAAAGCGUGUUUGGGAAAAACACUGUCCUGUGAGGUAUAAAGUAAGAGAAAAACUAUUGUUGGUAAGGUAAAAUAUUGUUAAACUGUGUUUAUGCUUAGAUUAGAUGCUUGUGCUUGCGCGGAACUAACGUUGUAUUGAGGCAACUAAGGAAAAAUUGUGAUUUAUGUGUAUGUGCCACUAUAAAGGAAAAAGGGGGAAAAUACGUAAAGAAACGUGAAGUGUGUGGAAGGUAUAAAAUAAAGGUUAAAUAUAUAUAAAUCUUUAAAUAGGAGAAUAAAAUAAAAGUAUAAAGUAAACAUAAAAUAAUGGAAAAAGGAGAGAAAACGCCGGUUGAAAUAAUCACGGGAAAAUAUCCUAAUUGUAAAAAGGAGAUAGAACAUAUAUCAGGAAAAUGGAAAAAAAGAACUAAAAGAAUGGUGACAAAAUGGCCUAAAGAGGGUACGUUUGAUAGAGAAAUAUGUGAUCAGAUGGGAGGGUUAAUAGCAAAUUAUAGAACAGGAGACAAGUCAGAAAAAAGAAAGCGAAAAAGAGAACAGGAAAAAAGAAUUUUAGGAUGGUUUAGGUCCGCUUCCCUAGAAAAAUAUGUAGGAAUGAGUGGGGGUCGCAGUGAAGAAAUGACCCCCCCUCCGUAUACCCCGCAGUCAUCAGGACAUGCGGAAAUAAAAGAGAAGGGCGUGUACCCAAUAGGCCCGGUAACAUCUGCAGUAACAGUGUGUCCAGUAGUAAAAGGACAGGUUCAGAUACAAGGGUGGGUAGAACAUGAGGAAAGUGAGGAACAGCUCGAGAUAGAGAGAGCGCGGCUCGAGGAAGAAAAGGAAAAAAUAGAAAAAAGGGUAACAGAGCUAAGGAGAGAAUACAAGGAGGUAGAGGAGUUAGAAGAGCUGUUAAAAGAAAAAUAUAACCAGUAUGAUGAAUACCAUAGCCGGUUAAUAAAAAAGGCAAAAGAGAUAAGAGACACUGAGAAAAAACAGCAAGCGUCUAAAAAAUGCCAAAAGCCUGAACAGGUGGGGUCAAAAAGGGACGAGGAAACACCUAAAAAAUGCGAAACUGCGGGGUGGGGAAAUUUUAGAUGGGAAAAGCUCCCGUAUAACACAUGGGAAGAGCUGAAGCCAAAAAUUACCAAGAGAACAGAGUCCCGAGAAAAACAUAAGCCAUAUUUGACGAAAGACACUAUAAAUAGAAAGCAAAUCGCCCAAGCAGAAUAUAAAUACAAUAAAGGGGAGGAGGAAUUCUCCCCAGCAGAAAAAAGUGAGGCGAGCGACAAUGAGGCAUGCCAGACAAACAAUAGUGAGGCAGAAGAGUCAGACGGGGGAGAGGGGCCUGCACAGGUGGGAGGAGAUUUAGCUGGGCGAUAUCAAAACACAAGAGAAAGGCCGCCAACCCGGCGUAACCCAGCAGCAGAAGGAUAUAGCCAUAAUGCUAGUAAACCCAAUACUAUAGCACCAUUGUUGAUUAAGGAAGGGGGUGUACCCCGAUACAUUCCCUGGUCCACCCAAGAUAUGCAGAAUGUAAUAACCAAUCUCCCUGAUUUGCAGAAUGGAGCAAGCCACUGGAUCAGGGUGCUGGAGGAGGAGACGACAGGCCGGAUCCUGGCUGUGGGGGACCUGAAGGCUCUCCUGGGAAAGGCUGUGGGGAUGGAAACAAUGCUGGACAUAUUUGAGCAGGCUGGCUUUGACAGAAACCAUGCGCAGUCUCCAGCAGUGGACGGUGGGCCGUUUGAUAACGUGCGUGGGGUUGUUUGGACUGCUCUGCGAACCCUGUAUCCCGCACGACCGGACAUAACGACCUUAACGGGACCGCCGUUAAAAGACAAUGAACCACCGGCAACAUACAUCCACACGCAGUUGCGCAGGUGGAGAUUGUUAACUGAAAAGGACGUACAGGCAGAUCCCAUAAUGACCACCCUCUUCCGCAAAGCCAUCCGGGAGGGGAUGUCACCGGAAGUGGGGCGCCGCCUCGAUGAGGUGGUGGGACUGAACACCAUGACACACAGAGAGUUUGUGGAUCACGUGGUGCACGCUGUGGACAGGCAGCGGAAAGAGGGGAAAAAGCUGGAAGAUCAAACAAAAGACAUUCAAAGGAAGCUACUGCAGUUGCAGCUGGAGGAGCUGAGAGCCAAAGAAAAAGAGGCGGAAAAAGUGGCAUCGGUGAAAAUACAGAAUAUGGACAAUGAAUUCUUUGACUUUGAAGCCACUCCCCCCGCCUGAACCACGGAGCAGCCGGAUGGUGCCCCAGCCGACGGUGGUCUACGACUUCUCUGGCAUCCCUCACCCAGUGGCCAUGCAAGGUAAUAUGAAAGGGGGGGGCACCCAACCGGGUGGGUAUCAAAGGGGGGGAGGACCAGGGAAUGGUGGUCAAAAUAAUCAGUGGAAAGGGCAGCUGAAUCAGAAUAACAACAUGCAAAAUAGAAAUUGGAACCAACAGAAUUUUUAUGUUUCAGGGGGAACGUGCGGCCCCACACAUAACGUUAAAAGUCAAUCCAGGGUACCAAGCUCAGGACCUAGGACCUAUGGUUAAGAGAGCAGAAGAGCUCCAGUUCAGGCCAACAGAAAAUUCUUUAAUUUGGUGCACAGCAGAUCAAACAAUGAUCAAAAUUAUGGUAAAUGCUCAGAUGUGGGGAAAGCCCCAAAUGGUGAGGGUACCGUGGGAAGAGGGUACAAAACGAGAAAUCUCAAAAGUGUGGUGUUGCAAUAUGUUGAUGACUUAAUACUAUGUGCAGAUACAAAAGAACAGUACAUAAGGGGGGCAAAAGGGGGGACACAAGGUGUCCAGGAAGAAGCUGCAGCUCUGCUCUCAGAAGACGGGGAGAGCGGAGGGACUGCGUGCGCUGACACCAGCCCAGGGAGCAACAGCACCAACAGUGCCCCUGCGGGUCCAGUGCGAGAAUCGCAGGCCGGCUUUCCAGUGGAGUGACGCGCAGACCGCGUACUCUGGAUGGGAAGAUAUACCAGGAACCUACCACCUAUGAGGACUGCAGCAACACAUCGUGCUACGAAUCAACGUGUUAAGAAAUUGUGUAUAAUAACUUUGUUGGGUCACUUAGAAUAAUAUAUACAGCUUUGAUAUGUAUAAUCAAAUUUUGCGACUGGAGAGAGUGUUGGAGGAACCAUGGGAACAACGUUACAUUGAGGAAUCUGAUACAUUUGGAUGCUGCUAUGGCAGCAGGGGAUGCGCAGGCACCCAACAUAAUAUACAGGGGUGGUGCACACCCGACACUGUCUGACGCUGAGAAUAAGAACACAGCGAGGGGUGUUUUUCGGGGCCAUGAGGUUUGACCCCGAAAGGGGGGAAUGUAGGAGAAUUUUGAGACUCCCCAUGAUUGUGAUGAAGUCACAUGUUAAAGUUUUUUUUGUUAAAGGGUAUUCCUGUCAAUGUUGAUCAGACUGUUUCCUCCAAACUCUCAAUGCUUCAUGAUAAAAAUUAUAUACACUCAUAU